UGAAGGGUAUGGUCUUUUGUUGUCCUGGGAAGAGUUAUACGCAGUAGAACAGUUAGGAGGCCUAGGGUAGACCACUGGGAAGCUUCAAUAUGUCUAAGGUACCCAGGAAACUACCACAGCCCAACAAGGAUAUGGAGCAACCAACCUCAAGUUCUGAACAGAGGAAAAAGACAAAGAGUCCCUAUCAACCCAGGUCAAAAGGUGGUGGCAAGGUGCUGAAGACAACCCUGAAGGUAAAAAGACCCGUUCAAAAGAGUUUGAGUAAAAAAGUCUCAGUAAAAACUACCAACCCUAUAAGAAAGCCUAAAAAAGCUGGAACACCAGUCUUCGGUCACUAUCACAGCCUGAAUGAGAGACUGAACCAAAAUGAGCCAGAGCAAGCCCAAGAGAAGGUGGAGGAGUCUGCCACAUCAAAUGAUGACCCGGGCAGCCAGUAACUCCAGAGUGGGGCCAGAGACUUCAGUAAAACCUGCUAAGUCUCCAGCGGUCUGGUGGCUGAGAAAUGGCCCAUUGUGUAGACAUUGAAUUUUACAGCAUCAAGGUAUUCUGAUGAUACCUGAAAUAAAGCCAACCUGUU
Molecule: messenger RNA, 577 nt
Organism: Lutra lutra (Eurasian river otter)
Lineage: Eukaryota; Metazoa; Chordata; Mammalia; Carnivora; Mustelidae
Exons: 2
Coding region: 90-437 (115 amino acids)
Source: RefSeq, a predicted model, not a curated record